AUGGCUUCCCAAUCUAGUCCGCUGAAUUCGCCUGGCACUGAGAAUAACGACGAUGAUCUUAGUGCGGUGCCAGAUCCUGCGCACGGAGAUGAAGGGGCCGACAUUCACGAUGAGAUGCUAGACGAUCAUGCCGCAUCGCAAUUGCCACAUAGCAAACAGGCUAUCCCCAUGCAGAAAAGAAGAAGGGUAACGCGAGCAUGCGAUGAAUGCCGCCGGAAAAAAAUUAAAUGCGACGGGAAACAGCCAUGUACUCAUUGUACAGUGUAUAGCUACGACUGUACUUAUGACCAGCCGUCAAAUCGCCGCCGCAAUCCCACCCCACAGCACAUUGAAGCUUUAGAGUCAAGGCUGCAUAGAGCGGAAGCUCUUCUUCGAAUCUUAGCCCCGGAUUUGAAUAUUAAUGACCCCAGUCUAGACACCGCUAGCUCGCAGGAGAUAGCCGCAAUAUACCGCCAGCAAUCCCAGCUAGGAAUAUCACCCCCUAAACCGACAUCUACUAAUGCCCCUUCGCAAGAGCCUAGCAGUAGCGAAUGCGCAGAUGAGUCCCUUCUACAGACGAUGAUGGAAAAUUCAGGCUCUCUGGAUCUUGACGAUCAAGGCCAUUGGGACUACCAUGGCCAUUCAUCCGGCGUCAUAUUCAUGCAGCGCCUUCGAAAGCAACUCGGCAAUUUUGUCACCCCACCCCGUGCCUUGUCCAAACCAAGAUCGAUAUCACAAAUUCUGGAGACUCCCAAAUCGCAGUCUGAAUCUCCCCAAGAUUCAAGUCAUAAUUCAAACCUUCCUCCAACCCAUGAUCUACCACCGAGGAGCGUUGCAGAUAAACUUUGUCGAAACUCAUUCGACCAUGCGUGUGUGUUAAUGCGAUGUCUUCACGAACCUUCUUUUUCUGCGAUGGUAGAUCGUAUCUAUGCCAGCUCUUGGGACCAAUUUACCAACGAAGAGCACACCUUUCUGCCUCUGUUAUAUGUUGUGAUGGCUGUUGGAUGUCUCUUUUCAGACGACGUCGAGAGCACGCUAGAUGUAGCAGGCUAUGAAGGUGCAAUCGGGCAAGGUUUUCAAUACUUUAGAGCAUGUCGGCAGCUACUGGACAUCACAGACUGCCGCGACUUAACCACAUUACAGGCUAUCUGUUUCAUGAUUCUGUUCCUUCAGUCGUCUGCAAAGCUGAGCACCUGCUAUUCAUAUGUUGGCAUUGCAUUACGAGCGUCUCUCCGAUUAGGCCUCCAUCGAACGGUUGCCGCUAAUUUUAAUCCAGUCGAACGUGAACUCCGUAAGCGGAUCUUCUGGGUUGUUCGGAAAAUGGACGUCUACGUUAGUACUCUUUUGGGACUGCCACAAAUGGUGAGCAUUGAAGAUAUCGAUCAAGAAUACCCAUUGGAGAUCGAUGAUGAAUAUAUAAGCGCUGCUGGUAUUAUUCCCAUGCCAUCUGAUACAACAUCUUUGAUGGCCGGCGCCAACGCACACACCCGCUUAGUAGACAUCAUCGUCAAGGUGGUCAAAUAUAUCUACCCUGUGAAGCCCGCCAAAUAUCGCACAAAGUCUGACCACACGUACAUGGUCAGUCAUUCUAAGAUUAGAGAGAUUGAAAGAGACCUGCAGGCAUGGAUGGAAGCUUUGCCGUCUGCACUACGACCUGGCGAUGAAGUGUCUACUGAAUUAGAACGGAUGCGACAAUUGCUCCGAAUCAGCUACGCAUAUGUUCAAAUGAUUAUGUACCGCCCGUUUUUGCAUUAUGUCUCGAAUGGCUUCCAAUCACAAGGUAUCGACAAACGGUCUUAUGCUUGUGCUGCGGCCUGCGUCAGCGUCUCCAGGAAUGUCGUUCAUAUCACAGCAGGGAUGUACAAAAGAGGCCUCCUCAAUGGUUCUUACUGGUUUACCAUGUACACGACAUAUUUUGCUAUUCUGUCAUUGGUUUUCUUUGUUCUUGAAAAUCCGGACUUGCCCACAGCUAAAGAUAGUGUCCUCAAAGAUGCUCUGGAGGGUAAAAACACCUUGGCAGGAUUGGCAAAGAAGAGUAUGGCCGCUGAUAGAUGCGCCCAAAGUCUCAAUUCACUUUUCAAACAGCUUCCCGAGAAGUUGAAGACUCGCCAAAGCUCAACAGCUAAUCCGGUGAACUUGAAACGUCCAACGCCAUCAAGCAUAGCCUCUACGCCUAGAACACAAGGGAAACGUCCGUCAUCCAUGCAUUUACCGCUUGGGGCACCACAGCGGUCGAACUCCUUCCCAUUACAAUUAAAUGCUGGGCAAUCAAAAACACCACCGGAAUCCAACAGCAGUCCUUCGAGUGUCGAUGACAAUCGCUUAUUCGACCGAUCUCAAACAUGGCAUACCAACGGGACUCCUCUGAAAGUCGAAACUUUUGCAUCUCCGUCUCCUGUGUUGCCGAACAACCCAACUCCGACGCUUUCCAGCCAUUCACAGUCUCACAGCCGGCAGCCGUCGUUGCAAUCACAAGGGCUUGACAGCAGUCAAAAUUUACCGGAUCUUAUGCCAAUUAUGUUUCCAUCUAAUGAUCCGUUUGCAUAUCCCACACAGCCUCUGUCCACUCUUGAGGAUAGGCAUUUCAAGGACGAACUGUCAUCAGCAUCGUACCUUAGAGAUCCAGUUCUUCAAAACUCUUCGGCUUUAUCCAGUAACAACGCGUUUUCAAAUGUUACUUCUGGCUUUGACGGCUACCCUGGUAUAUACGGACUACCUGCCGCAGCUUCUGCGAGGCUGCCUUCCACACUUCCUUCUCAGUUUCAACAUCUGGGUUUACAGUCUCAAGUGCAAUCUCCUAGUCCUCACUCUUCAACACCCGAAAAAAUCCAAAGCCCUGAUUUGGUUUCUCUUCCUCACCAGUUUAUGUGGCAAGGUUUUGGGUUUCCCAACCAGAGUGCUGCUCCAAAUACGACUCAGCAACCAAUGUCGGGAUCACAAGAUGUGCAAACAGACGCAGCAGUCGGCAACGAGUUUACUUGUAUGGGUAUGGGCCUCGAUAUGGACGUUAACCUUGAUGAUGUCUUUGGUAACAUGGGGACAAAUAUGGUAAGUAAUCAGGCCAUGAACGACGAUUGGAGUCAGUGGAUGAAUAGUGGAUCUUGA
This is a messenger RNA of Talaromyces proteolyticus, 3084 nucleotides long. RefSeq names its product putative C6 transcription factor. Gene Ontology annotation, biological process: DNA-templated transcription; positive regulation of transcription by RNA polymerase II. Gene Ontology annotation, molecular function: DNA-binding transcription factor activity, RNA polymerase II-specific; sequence-specific DNA binding; zinc ion binding. Bases 1 to 3084 code for a protein of 1027 amino acids. NCBI's taxonomy places the organism in Eukaryota, Fungi, Ascomycota, Eurotiomycetes, Eurotiales, Trichocomaceae. Gene Ontology annotation, cellular component: nucleus. The record is from RefSeq and is a predicted model, not a curated record. The transcript is spliced from 5 exons.